AUGGACGCAGACGCAUUGGCUGUCUCGACGAAACGAAGGCGCGAGUCGCCUCCUGCCAGUGACGAAGGAGCAGGACCGCGGCAAGCUGAGCGCGAGGCCGUUCUUCCCGUUGGGGCAGCUGCCGAUGAUGAUGAGCAGCACAGACAGCGGGAUGAUCACGAAGGGGGGAAGGAACGAGCAGUCGACGAUGCUGGCGGGAGAGCGAAGAAACGACGGCACAAUCGAGAGGAGGAGGAGGAGCAGGACAUCUCGCCUCGGGCAGGGGAAGACAACGGUGGUAGCCAUCAUCACUACCGCCGCGAGCCGGACCACCGCCGGGAUGAUUGGGCGGACAGGGGGGCGGUUGAUCGAGAGGGGAGCGGAGGGGCAUUCAACAGCAGCAGCACACGACCCAGCCCGGGGCGGGGCGAGCGAGCAGCCGAGGCCCGUGAGCGCGGUUGGGGGGAGCGAGGCCGCCCUCUCUCGCGGCACUCCCCACCCUCCAACACCAGGUGGCCACCUGGCGACCGCGACCAGCACCCGCAGCAGCACCAGCGAGGCUCUUCGCCGCCGCCCCGUAGCCAUGGCAGCGGGGACCGCUCCAUCGGCCGACGGUCGCAGGGUCCUCCGCCGGCGUUGCGCAAUGACUCGUCCUCCCCCCACCGCCGCCACCACCGGGGCCACGGCGACGACGAGGCGGCGGCGGCGGCAUGGCUCCCAGAGGCCAGGAGCGGGCGCCUCUCCUACCCUCCCGCCACGUUCGAGAGCCGAGGCACGCGCGGCCGCGGUCCGCCGGGCGACCGGGACCGGGACCACCGACGCGGAUUCCACCAGCAGCAGCAGCAGUUCUACGGGUCCUCGCCUCUCUACCACGACCGCCGGGAUGAGCUCGCCCACUAUCCGCCCCCUCCGCGGAGCAUUCCGCCGGCGUACCGGGACGGGCGGGAUGCCUUUGGACGGGACUGGCCGCCGCCAGGGCGAGGAGGCGUUCCCCGCCUCCUCCCCAUCGCCCUAACCCAAGGCCGCGGCGGGCUGGGCUGGGGUGGGGUGCAGCUGCGGGAUUACGAUCUGCAGCUGGGACUGCCCAGCGGCAGCGGAGCGGAGAGGCGGCGGAAGCGGGUGCGCGUCGCCCCGCUCGUGGCCGACGAAGAGGCUCGGCUGGAGAAGGACGCCGACACCGCCGCCCAGCUGGUGCGCAUCCUCGACCGGGAGCGCGCCAUUGACAGCGACGCCCUUCUGGCCCUCGCUGGCAGUAAGCAGGAGGAGCAGGAGAUGGUGGUGGAGGAGGCCGGCGAUGCGCGGGCCGCGGUGCGCACGCGGCUGCACCGGAGCAUCGAAUAUCUGCGGCGCGUGCACCUGUUCUGCUACUACUGCGCCGAGCAGUUCGAAUCCCGGGCGGAGCUGCACCGCGUGUGCGGUGACCUGCCCCACCGCCGCUCGACACUCUUCCCCGGGACUCCGUCGCCCGCCCGCGAAGCCGUCCCCCCCGAAGAAGUGUCGUGGCUGGCGUACCUGGAUGCCCGCCUCGAGCAACGGCUGUCGGCGCCGGCGCCGGAGUUGUGCACGGCCAAGCUGGCCGUGGAGCAGGAGGUGGACGCCUUCCUCGAGGCGCACGUCAAGCGGGAGGACGAGAAGAAGUACCGCUGCGCGGUGCCCAAGUGCACCAAGCUCUUCAUGGCCCCCGACUUUGUACGCAAACACCUCAAGCUCAAGCACCCCCACCUCGUCGAAGAGGCCACCCGCAAGGCCGUGGAGGAGCAGUACUUCCAGAACUACGUCCGCGACCCGCGCCGCAUAUUGCCCUCCAUGCCCGAGGCCACUCUGUCCGCACGACCCGAGCAGCAGCAGCUGCAGCAGCAGCGGGGAGGAGGUGCAGGGCGUGCGGCGGUGGCGGUGGGCGCCUACAGCAGCGGCGCGGGCGUGAUGGGCGACGCCCCCGCGGGCAUGUCGGCUCUCUCCUCCCAUUCGCCGCGCCAUCGCGACACCGCGUCGCCUCUCUAUGCUCGCGAGCCCGUGGGCUACGCGCCGGCCUUUCCGCGGUCUCGCGGCUUCGGCGGUGGUCGAGGAGGCGGAGGUGGAGGCGGUGGCCGCUUCGGUGGGCACCAUCGGCCGGGCUAUGUGGACCUCGACGCACCCCCGGAGGACGCUUCGCUCGGCGAACAGCGGACGACGAUUGACUACGGCGAUCUGGACGCCGUGCCGGAGCCGCCACCGAGCAUCACCUCACGCCUCAUCCCGGCCUCGGCCACCGCCCUCGACGACUAG
Molecule: messenger RNA, 2244 nt
Organism: Acanthamoeba castellanii str. Neff
Lineage: Eukaryota; Discosea; Longamoebia; Acanthamoebidae
Exons: 7
Coding region: 1-2244 (747 amino acids)
Biological process (GO): primary miRNA processing; mRNA processing
Cellular component (GO): nuclear body
Source: RefSeq, a predicted model, not a curated record